Molecule: messenger RNA, 1942 nt
Organism: Vigna unguiculata (cowpea)
Lineage: Eukaryota; Viridiplantae; Streptophyta; Magnoliopsida; Fabales; Fabaceae
Product: ALBINO3-like protein 2, chloroplastic
Biological process (GO): protein insertion into mitochondrial inner membrane from matrix
Cellular component (GO): mitochondrial inner membrane
Molecular function (GO): membrane insertase activity; protein binding
Source: RefSeq, a predicted model, not a curated record
GAAAACAAUAAAUAUAUUCUAAAGUUAACCAACACUCGUAUCUUUCAUAUUUUAAAAAGUCCUAAAAAUCCCAACACGGUGUGCUUCCUCCCGCCGCUGAUGGCGACCACGGCGGUUCUCUUUUCUCGCCUCCGCCAAGCGCGGUCGUUCUCCUCCUUCGCCCUACUAUCUCUGCCACGCGUCCUAUCCUCUCAUUGUCCUUCUCCACUCUCCGUUCCCGCCCUACCUUCCUCUCCAACCCUGGGAUUCCUCGACGCGUUCCACACACGCGCUUUUUCCACUCGCUCUUCCGAUGAGCGCAAUUUGGGGUUGGACUCGUUCGUUGUCGACUCGCAGGUUAAUGCUGAGCUUCUGAAAGCGAUCGCCGAUAUCAGUGGCGGCAGUGAAGAAGACGCCGUUUUCCCCGUUCGCGUGCUGAUUUCGCUGUUCGACUCGUUCCAUGAGCUUUCUGGAUUUCCGUGGUGGUUAACUAUAGUUUCCUCUACUCUAGCUCUCAGAAUUGCUAUUCUUUUUCCUCUGGUCUUAACACUUCACAAGCUGAAAACGAUCGGAGAGUUUUUUCCUAAAUUGCCUCCUCCGUUCCCACCACCUUUCUCAGGAAAGAGUUAUAUCCGUCAGUUUCUGUUCUUCCAGAAGAAGAGAAAAGCUAGUGGAUGCCCCUCUUAUUUCUGGCCACUGAUACCAUUCAUUGUACAGGUUCCGUGCUUUUUCCUGUGGAUGAUUAGCAUAAGGAAGAUGUCACUGAAUGGUCACCCUGGUUUUGAUUGCGGUGGUGCUCUAUGGUUCCAGAAUUUAUCAGAACUCUCUCACGGUUAUUCAGGGUUCAUCUUUCCUUUCCUGAUUGCUGGUUUGCACUACAUCAAUGUUCAGAUAUCCUUUGGGAAACCUGUGGUUGCAGAGACAAGGAAUAUUUUUGAGUUAUUAGCCAAAUAUUAUAAGCGGUACUUGGACUUUCUAACAGUGCCUUUAGCUUUUGUGGGCUUUUGCAUUCCUCAGGGGAGCCAGCUCUAUUGGGUUACCAAUAGCUCAUUUACCCUCGUUCAGCAAAUAACCCUGAGAAAUCCUGCUGUCCUUGCAACGUUGGGGUUACGAGAGAAGAAUAGUCAAAAGGUAGCUAUUGAGAAAAUUGGUGCUUCUAAAACGGCUCCUUCACCAGGGAUACAAGAUAAUAUUCCAACAGAAGCUUUUUCUGCAGAAAAAAGUCCUCUGAAUUCACCUGAAAAGUGGCAUAGAAUACCUAUAGAUGAGAUGUCCCCUAAAGAACUGACUGCUCUUGCUGUCCCAUUUCUAUCCAGUAAUGAUAAAGAAAGUGCAAUUCCCUUACUAAAACUAGCCCUUGAUAAGGACCCUGAAUAUGUUCGAGCUUUAGUUUUGAUGGGACGGAUUCUAUUGUUGAAGCAUGCAAAUGAGGAGGCUAUUGAGUACUUUGAGCGUGCAAUUUCAAAACUUUCUUUUACUGGAUAUCCAACUGAUGCGGAAGAACUGGACCUUUUGAUUCUUUCAUCCCAAUGGGCUGGAGUUGCUUGUGAACGACAGGGCAAGAGGAAUGAAGGACGGACACACUUUGAAAGAAUAGCAAAUAUGGAGGAGCCAGAAGAUCCAACAAGCAAAGGCUAUUAUUUCGAUGGGUUACUGUUGCUUGCCAGCACUCUAUUUGAUGCGGGCCAAAAGGCCGAAGCUGCGAAGUACCUACGUCUUGUUGUUGUUCAUAGACCUGCUUAUAAAAAAUUCUUGGACCAGUGUGAACAAGAUGAUGAUAUUGCGAGCGAUCUUGCCCGUAGAAGAGAUUACUAAUUUCAAAAUUUUAUUCUGACGUCUGUAUUUAUUAAAUGUUAGAACAAUCAAGAUUUACCUGUCAUUUGCCAUGCUGUUUUACAAUUUUGAAUUGAUAUUUUUUUUAUUACACAAUUAUUUAUAGAAAAAUUGUUUCAUCAUUUAAAAA